This is a messenger RNA of Linum tenue, 1994 nucleotides long. NCBI's taxonomy places the organism in Eukaryota, Viridiplantae, Streptophyta, Magnoliopsida, Malpighiales, Linaceae. The record is from the annotation of a GenBank genome assembly.
GGCCAAAGUUAUGGGAAAGCAACCCUCCAAUAUCUCUCCCUCCCCCUUCUUCCCCCCAAUCUCUCAUUAUUUCUCUCCACUCUAUUGCUCCCCAGCCAAAGAAACAAAACAUCAGUUGGAGGCCCCGUGGAGAGAGAGAUAGUAAUGAUUUGAAAGAAGUGAAGGCAAGAAAACAAACAUUAGAGUGAAAAGAAGAAGAAAGAAAUUGGAAGUGACCCAUCCAUUUCCCUUUCCUUUUGUUUUCGCUUUGCUUCUUCCUUCCCCUUUUCUCUAUUUUGGAUGGUAGAGAGAAAGUAAUAUAUUUAUCUCUACGAAGCUGGAGCAGCAGUAGUUCAGUGUACUACAGCUUCUUUAAGCAUGUUCAUCUUCUUCAUAUUGCUAUCCCCAGCUUACCCACUCCUGGUUUCUUCAUUUCCCUUCUCUUCUGGCCGCUGAUUAUGGUUGGAUUGAGUGUUUGAGUUGGGUGAUAAGAAAAGGAGAGAAAGAUGCCAAGGCCUGGGCCAAGACCUUAUGAGUGUGUUAGGAGAGCUUGGCACAGUGAUAGGCACCAAUCGAUGAGAGGUUCAAUCAUUCAACAGAUUUUCAGGGUUGUGAGUGAGACUCACAGUGCUGCAACUAGGAAGAACAAGGAAUGGCAGGAGAAGCUGCCUAUUGUGGUGUUGAAGGCCGAGGAAAUCAUGUACUCGAAAGCUAACUCUGAGGCUGAGUACAUGAGCCAUGAAACCCUUUGGGAUCGUGUAAAUGAUGCAAUCAACACCAUCAUUCGCAGGGAUGAGAGCAGUGAAAGUGGGAAGCUUUUGCCGCCUUGCGUUGAAGCCGCCUUGAAUCUGGGCUGCAUUCCUGUGAGAGCUUCAAGAAGUCAAAGGCAUACUAAUCAGAGAAGUUACCUCACCCCAAGAGUCCAAGAACCUCCACCACCUUCUUCGCCAGUGCCUGCAAGAACCUUGAAUGAUGCACAUGCAGAAAGAUGCCCUCAGUUACCGCCUUUUCACUCCGGUAAUCAAUAUACAAGAGCACCAGCAACUUUGGAUUCAUCACCUCUUCCUGCUUUCGAGCGUAACAGUCAAAGGGCUGGUGCUCCCAGCCAUGCCUGCUCUUUGCCAUAUGAUGGUGUGCCUUUGGGGAAUGUCUAUCCGUUAUAUUAUGGAGAUCACUAUCAAUACAAGGAGCCUCAGUUUGUGUCCCAAGUCCCAGAGAGAGCAGCAUCAAACCCAAUAUACGUGGGCAAACCCAUCGGUACGGCAGCAGCUGUAGAUCCUGCUGCUGAAAUGGGUGCAUUGCAGAAUUUCUUCUCCCCAGGUCUUGAGAUUGCUUCACCAAGAACUACUCUUCCUGUCUAUGAGCAGAGGGCAGGAGCACAUUGUGAUUUGUCAUUGAAGUUGGGUUUCUCCUCAGAUCCUUGUAUGACCAUGGAAAGAAGUUCGGGUCAUGGAGGCAACAAUGGAAGGUUCAAUGAUCCAUCUCCAGCAAACAACCAGGAGUUCAGUUUUUUCCCUGCUAGUAGUAGUCAUGGUCCAUUUGAGUUCCCUGCAAUGAAAGGUGACCCUAGUACAGAUGCUUCUACCAUUAGAGAGCACAGAGCACACUUCAGUGACAAUGUGGGGGAGGAUGGACAGUACUCCUGCUGGCCACCAGGGUUUCCCACAAACAGGUUCGUCGGUUGAACCAUAGAGGGGUCAGGUUUGUAGGCAAAUGUUUUUGUUGUGUGUAGACGAAAUGUAUAUCCGUGCGGGAGUUUGUGUUCUGCUUCUGAACUAUAUGCUCAGCCAAUCCUUUUUGCUGCUGUCAUUUUGCUAUGUUAGAGUUCAGAUGCAAGGGAUAAUGUUGAGAUUGGCAGGCAGGCUGUGAUGAGGUAAAAUUGUAAAUGAGAAUCAAUUUUCAAUGCUUAUUCCAAGUUGGUAUUAGCUGGUCUUUUGAGGCAUAGACAAUGCAGGACUUAUAGUUGUCCUGUGAGUUGUGACCUAUAAGCAGAUAUAACUAGAAUCAGUUAAGAC